Arctia plantaginis is the source of this 2043-nucleotide messenger RNA. Lineage: Eukaryota; Metazoa; Arthropoda; Insecta; Lepidoptera; Erebidae. The record is from the annotation of a GenBank genome assembly.
AUGUACGACGAAAAAUAUCUAAAAGAUAACUACAAAUAGUUCAAAAAGGACUGGUCAGACCAUGCACUCUGGUGGCCUACCCGAAACAAAUGGCUGUCCCGUCCAAAGCACACCCUUGACCAGUAUGGUGUCCAUGCUGACGCAGCCUUACACUUCACACCCAUGCACAAACCGCUCAGGAUUCAGCUGCCGGAUCUGAGAUACAUUGAUUGCAAAGUUGACUUCUCUAUUGACACCUUCAGUGCCGUGGUACAGCUAUGUAAAAGCCUUGGAAUCAGGUAUCCAGAAGAGCUCUCCCUCCGCUACCCUCUAGAACAGUCACAUUUAAAACAGAACUACCAGAAUUUGAAGGAAGCGAAGAGGAUAAAGUCUACACAGCCUCCGGAUACGAACACGUUCAUAGCGGCUACAAGAGGAUCUUCUAACAGUCUAGACAGGUCGAACGGACCUUGUCCUGCAACGCCACCCCCACCGCGAUCACUUUCAGCCACACCAGUAGCUUCACAACAGAAUGGCACUCUUCGCCGCUACGGUGGUAUAAACAGCACACAGAGUGAUGGCUCUAGCGAUGGUGGAUACUGUGGGACUCCGCCGAGAGCCGCAUCAAUGGAUGCCCUUGACUCCCUUGCCGAACUCUCUCUUGCUGAUUCUCCAAUUGAACCUGACAGUCAGUCUAAAGAUUCACUACUGUCGCCAAAAACUCUCAUGGAACGGGCCAGGAUGAAUGUUGGCUGGCUGGACUCAUCCCUCUCAGUUAUGGAGCAAUAUGUCCGCGAAUGGGACACUCUACAGCUUCGGUUCAAGUUCUACUCGUUCUUCGAUCUGUGCCCGCGCGCACAGGACGCUCCCCGGCUCAACCAGUUAUACCAACAGGCCAGGUGGCAGAUUCUUAACCAGGAGGUGCAGUGCACAGAGGAGGAAAUGUUACUGUUUGCCGCAUUACAGCUACAAAUCGAGCUGCAGACUCUCGCGGGUGGCAGCGUGGAGGCGGCGGACGGCGCGGGCAACUCGGCGGGUGCUGCGCCCGAGGACGAGAUCGACGCCGCGCUCUCUGAGCUGCAGGCGCAACUCGAGGGUGGGCCCGCGCCUCGGCAAGACAUCACACAUGUGCCUGAGCUCGCCGGAUACUUCAAGUACCUCAGGCCCAAGAGGUUCACGCUGAAGGCGUACAAGCGCGGCUGGGUGUCGUGUCGUGACGGAGUGUUGCGUAUUCACUCGUCGCGUGAAGCCGCCGCUAAAGGGGAACAGCCCUCGUAUGCUGCUGAGCUGAGGGGGGUAGAGGUUACUCCAGACGCACAUCCGGCAUCUGGUAGAUAUAGCAUCAAGCUGGAGAUUCCUGCCGAAGAUGCUAUGCACGAAAUGUGGCUGAAAUGCGAAAACGAGGAGCAGUACGCGGAGUGGGUGGCGGCGUGCCGGCUGGGCGCGCGCGGGCGCUCGCUGGCCGACGCGGCCUUCGCGUCCGAGGUCGCCGCCGUGCGCGCGCUGCUGGCGCUGCAGCGGCCCCAGCCCAGCGCCGCGCUGCACCAGCACAGCCUGCCGCACCUCGACCACCUGCAGCCCGACAACUACCUGGCGCCGCGCUACCUGCGCAAGCUCAAGGGCAAGUUCACUCAACGCGUACUAGAAAGUCACGCCAACGUGAAAGAUCUUCCUCUCCUCGAAGCUAAGCUCCAGUACAUCAAGACCUGGCAAAAUCUGCGUGACUAUGGCCAGACCAUGUUCGUGGUAAGGUUCAUGGGUCACAAGAGAGACGAGAUCAUCAGCAUCGCUAACAACAGAAUCAUGAGACUCGAUCCGAACACUGGAGAUCAUAUCAAGACGUGGCGCUUUAGUUCUAUGAAAGCGUGGAACGUGAAUUGGGAGAUCAAACAUAUGAUGGUGCAAUUCGCGGAAGGCAACAUCAUCUUCUCAGUCCAAUCGGCCGAUUGCAAAGUGGUUCACGAGUUCAUCGGAGGCUACAUAUUCUUGUCGAUGCGCUCCAAGGACGCGAACCAGACGCUCAACGAAGAGCUGUUCCAUAAACUCACCGGCGGAUGGACGUAA